CUCCUCCCCGCCUGCGCUGUACCCAGCAGGGACUCGCUUCGCAGCGCAAACAUAUGAAAUCUUCACCGACUGACUUAAAAGAGUUGCUUUACUUUUGCUUUACAUAAAUUGUUGUUGUACUCACUUUACGAAAAAGCGAGGCGCCCCGGGACUGCAAACGGGGGUGCAGCUUGGCAGUCCCGGGCAUUGAUAGUUUCAUUCGAGAAAGAUGAAGCAUUCCCAAAGUGUUGCAGUAUUGAUAUUUGCUACAAUAUUUUUCGUCAGUUGGAUCACCAGUGCCAGGGCAUGCAACAAGGCUUUAUGUGCUAGCGAUGUUAGCAAGUGCCUCAUUCAGGAGCUCUGUCAGUGUCGCCCCGUGGACGGAAACUGUUCGUGCUGCAAGGAAUGCAUGCUUUGCUUGGGGACCCUGUGGGACGAGUGCUGCGACUGUGUGGGAAUGUGCAACCCUAGAAAUUAUAGUGACACACCACCCACAUCAAAGAGUACUGUAGAAGAGCUACACGAACCCAUCCCAUCUCUCUUCCGUGCUCUGACAGAAGGUGAAACUCACCUGCAUUGGAACAUCGUCUCAUUCCCUGUCUCAGAAGAGCUCACUUAUCAUGAGAACCUAGUCUCCUUUUUGGAAAGCCUGGACAUGUCUCCACUUCAGAAUAUAUCACUGCCUGUAAACAGCCCCCAUGUAGAAGUCGUGACUGAGAAAGAGCCUCUGUGCACCGUGGUCUACUUCAAUGAAUGCAUGUCAAUCCAUCAAUGUAAAAAUUCAUGCGAGUCCAUGGGUGCCUCGAAGUACAGAUGGUUUCACAAUGCCUGCUGUGAAUGUAUAGGCCCAGACUGCAUUGAUUAUGGCAACAAAGUGGUCAAAUGCAUGAACUGCACCUUUUGAAGACAGAACUGUAAUGUGAAGGUAGCAUGUAAUCGCUGUAGAGCUAACAAUAUUGACCGUCUUUUCAUGUGAAGUUUAGAGUUUUGCUAUUUUUUUUGUUAAAGUUCUGCACUUCAUGCUUAAGAAUGUAUUACGGAUGUUGGAACUUUGAAGUGACGUGAGAGUUGAAACUGCAGCUUUUUUAUAUGGUGUAAUUUACUGCUGAUGUGUAAUUUAAAAAAAAGCAUUCCUUUAAAAUCAUACUGACAUGUAGAUAUAUGGAAUAAAUCAAUUGUAUCUUCUGUUUUUUAAUUGAUGUACUCCUGCACCUGCUUACAUAGUUCUAUGAAUAAACUAUUCUUGUAGGAGUGACAAGGGUGUUUAAGAGUUAG
Mobula hypostoma (lesser devil ray) is the source of this 1254-nucleotide messenger RNA. It is a transcript of the gene twsg1a, whose product is annotated as twisted gastrulation BMP signaling modulator 1a. Lineage: Eukaryota; Metazoa; Chordata; Chondrichthyes; Myliobatiformes; Myliobatidae. The transcript has 5 exons. Bases 209 to 883 code for a protein of 224 amino acids. Gene Ontology annotation, biological process: regulation of BMP signaling pathway. The record is from RefSeq and is a predicted model, not a curated record.